GGCAUGGGAGAGAGGGGAGACGGCUCGGUCAAUCCGGCUCCAGCUCGGGCUUGUUGUUCCAUUGAGACAGCCUGGAGUGCCGACUGCAGAUCGGGCUGGGAAUGGAUGGAAAGAGAAAGGUAUUAGAAAAACCUUCGAUAAACUGUAAUGCACAAAGCUCAAAUGAUACUAGGACAAAACAUGUGCUUGAAGCAAACAAUGAAAGAUUCCGCCCUAAAAGAGCUGCUAUGCCAAUGGAAGAACCAAGCAAGUGUUAUUUAUUGCGAGAACUCACUGCAGAGAGAUCAUCCAUUGAGAAAGGAAUGCUGGAUGUUGAUCGACUCAUUCUUAAACUUUUUACAUCUGGCACUUUGGAUUUUGUCUCCUUGAACAAUAUUACUCAGUAUCCCAUUAGGAAUGACAGGACUCAAGCUCUGCUGGACCACUUUUUACAAAUAAAUAACAAUGGCAUUUUAAGGCAGUUUGUUUCUCAUAUGCGGGACCCAGUGAUACUAAAUGCAGAAGCACUAAACUGGGCUGAGUAUAUGCAAGGAUGCAGUGAUAGCUGUUGUAUGUUCUUCAUCAAGAAAUAUGCUGAUGUUUUUCAAUAUGUCUUGGAAGAAUACAGCGUGAAGCGCUUUGCGGAAUACUUUGUGAAAUCAGGAAUGCUGAAAGAAUCGGAGAGCAACGAUUUAUGCAAGUAUAACCAAAAGGAGGGAGCAGAACGUUUUAUGCACAUCUUAUUCACCAAAAAAACCAUUCUUUGUGUAGCAGACAUGUGGUUUACAUUAGUGCAACAUCAGAAUGACCUUCCUUAUCUGGGACCAUACAUCAACAGUUUCCUGAAAGCAUUUGAUGAACAAACCGGACCCCUCUGUCCACAAUUCGACCCUGAACUGCCAAUCAAACCGCUGUUAAUAAAGAAAUGCUAUGUCAAUGUCUAUCGUCUGCUUCAUUUAAUACAUGUGGAAGGCACAAAAGCUGUUCGGAAUAUUUUUGAUGCCCACAUAUCUCCAAAGGAAUUGGAUGAAGAAGUUACAAAGAAUAAAGUCUUAAUCAAGAAUCGGUUAGAAGGAACAGAUUUCAGCAAUGUCCGAAAAAGAUGGAUGAAUAUUGUUUAUUCCACAGAGAAGUCAAAAACUCUGCAUUUUACAUUGCCUUUGUUUCAUUUUCUUGCUGUGUUCAUGAAGAAGUUUCCCCGUCCCAAAAAAGGUUGGACUGGGAGGCUUGCAAGAUCUGAUACAUCCCCCGGAGCUUACUUACGGCGGAUCUGUGAAAUGCGAGAUUACCUUUUGAAAGGGAUUUUCCACACACACCUGACUUACGAAAAAUUUGACCAAAUAUGGAAUGAAGCUGCAGAAAUACUUGUUCAUCUUGGCAUUGAUGAUAAGCGACUCCAAGAACUUCGCUUGCAGCCAAUGAACGUUAUAUUCAUCGAUAGGAGAUACAUGGAGAAAUAUUUUAACAAGCCACUGUCCCAGCUUUUGGAAGAACUUAUUGUUAGACAUCACAAUGGUAUUGAUUCAGUCUGUGCUUGUUCUUUGGCAGAGGAUCUGUGUGCAGGGCAUGAAACCCAAAAGCCUGGGGUAAAAUUGGUUGAUACUACAGAAGAGCAUAAGGAAAAGGAGACCUCAGAGGAUGAGUUUGCAAAACCUAUUCCUGCAACAGGAGACUCAAAAUCAAAGAAAAGGCGGAAAAAAUCAAGAGGUAAAAAGAGUAAAAAGACAGAAGCUGCUGCCCAGACAACUUUACAGGAAGCUGAAAUGCUCAAGGAGUUAAAAAGUCCCCUGAGUCAGAACAGUGAAAUGCCUGAAGAACAAAAUCAAGAACUUAUACUGGAGCCUGAAGCUACAGGAGCUGCUGAAUCCUGUGACAUCAACAGUAGAAGUGAAGAAGAGAUAAGCCAGGUAAAGAUUUUGGAUGGAAAGGUUGAUGUUUGCGUCAACACUGAUGACGUUGAUCUUAAGGAGACUUUCAAAAGAAUAGAGGAAGAAAGAAACAGAUUAAUACAUACCCUUGAAGACCUGCGUGACAGCUGCAAACAAAUAGAAAAUGAAAGCCAUCUAGAAAUUAAAGCAUGGAAACAAAAAAUCCAUGAGAAGGAGAAACUGUGUGAGGGUCUCCAGCAAGAAAUUUUAAGUACCAAGCUUCAACUCCAGGAGGAAUCUUGCAAAAUAAUCCAGGAACAGAAAACUCAUCAAAUGCAGUUAAUUAAAGUCAAGGAACAAAUUAGAAUCAAAAGAUCUCAAUUUGAAAGAUGUGAAAAAUUAAUUAAUAACAAGAAUGAGGAAAUUGUAAAAUUGAAAAAAGAAUUGCAAAAUGAGCUAGAACAUUGGAGCCGUGAAAAGCUACAGCUGGAGGAAGAGCUUGCAAUUGCACAGCAAAGUGAAACAGAGAGUGUAAGGAAGGCAGUCAGUCAAGAGAGCCUUUUGCUAGAAAUGCGCAGAGAUUUCUUACUCAGGAACCUAGAGGAUGCCUUGCUGGAGACAGAACACCAGCUGAGCAUGCUUGCGGAUGAGAUGAGGAGACAGAUUGCUGACCCAUCACAGAUUCAGGCUGCUGUAAACAAGUGGGAAGCUAUUGCUGCUGAUCUCAGAAGUAAAAUUGAAUACACAAAGAUAAACUUCAAUGAUCACAUCUAUCUGAUCAAAAAGGGAGCCAAACUGAGUAAUCUGCCUAUGCUCAGCAAUCCUGAACCUCCAACCUCACUUUCUUUGCACAUUCUGAAAUCUCAAAGGAAAGCAAGCUCUCAGUAUUUAUCAGAGCCUCAGCCUUCUCUACAAUUGCAUGCUGCAACCACAACCGCUACCACAUCCACUGCAACAUCCAGUAUCUUACAAGGAUAUAGAAACAGGUCAGAAUUAAGCAGUUUUGUUGAUCAAGGACAAACUGAACAGAAAAUGUGGACGAGAAUUGAAAAUCAGAAGGCCUGUAAGCAGUUGGUGCAACAGCAGCGUAUUGAGGAAGACCCUUGCAUCAUUUGCCACGAGGAAUUAGUUCCCCCCAAGGAUUGCUAUAAGCUGGAAUGUAAACAUAUUUUCCACAAAAAGUGUAUUGAUUACUGGCUGAAGGAACAAAGCACAUGCCCUAUUUGCAGGAUUCUUGUGCGAAAGCCAGAGGACUAUCCACAGCUUUCAAAAAAAUAAGGUUCUUUCUUAAAGUAACAUUUGACAAAUGGGACUUUCAAGCAAGAAAAUAGAUAUUAGAUUGUGAAAAUACGUAUAUUUGAAAUGAAAAAAGAGAAUAAUGUUAUUUAAAUACUCAUUGUGUAGAACCUCAUGGUUUGAAAUGUUUUGUUCACUUUUCACAACAUUCACUUUGACUGCGAUCAGUCCUGAUUAACUUCAUUAUCCUUUAAAGUUGUGAUAUCUGCAUAUAUUGUUUCAUGUAGUUACUGCAGGGAUGAUUUUACUUUGUUUCUCCAAUACCAAUGUUACAGUUUUGGAAUCAGGAGUGUGAAUAAAUGUUUUUGAUUUGCAUUACUCCUUGGUGAAACUUAACGCAGAAGGAAUGCAAUAGAGCUUUAUUUUAGCUUACAAACCAUCAAUCUCCAUUAUUCUAUGGCCUCAAAAUACGUAGUCAUGCAUAUGAUCUUCUCUGACAUCUGGACUCUCUUACUUCCACCUGGGACCACAGGUUAGCAUUCAGGAGGCAGAACUCUUAACAGGGGAAAGAAGAAUAUAUCUGAUGACUGGAGGUUUGAAUGGGGGACUUGGCUGGCUCAAUUAUCCUCAGAUGUGCAUUUACCAACUCAGACAGCAGUUUUUGAACUAGAGAUCAAAAAGUAUUUGUUUAGUUGAAGAGUGAAAGAAGAAAAAUAACAACUCAGACUGACAAAGGAGCAAGAGUGAGGAAGUUUAGUCAAAACAAUUGAGAGAAGACAACCAGGUUGAUACAGGAAGAUGUGCAAUUGGGAGAAGUUGUGAAAACUUCAGGCAACAUCCAGGAAAAUCCUGAAACAUGAAUAUUGUAAACUUCAAAUUGUUUAACUUACUUCUGGGAGAAGGUAAGAAAACAUUGUAUUCAAUGUAUGCCUAUGAAUUACUUUUAUUCACUUGUGGGCCAUAGGUGUCACUGGCUGAGCCAGUAUUUAUUCCCCAUCCCUAGUUGCCCUUGCUUAGCUGCCUUCUUGAAUGGCUGUAGUGUAUUUACAGUAGGUAGUUCCACAAUUUGUUAAGGAGAGAACUCCAGUAUUUUGACCCAGUGAUUUGCAUAUUCUGAAUUUAUUCCAUUUUAUUAUAAAAGCAAAAAAAAUCACAAAGUGAGUAUGUAGUUAAACACAUAGCUAUUGCAUUUACCUUCUAAUGUAAACCCUAUACUUUAUAAUUCAUUCAGUGUGUGGGAGAUAUUUAUCAGCCAGCAUGUUCAGUGAUUCUGGUACAAAUUUAGUUAUAUCUCAACCAGUUUGCAAUUUAUUUAUUUAAGCAAUGAUAUCAUUCACUUACUUUUAAAAAUAAUGCUUCUGUUUAUUUAGCAGUCAACAUACUGAGAUAAUUCAGAGUCUUGCACAUACAAAUUACUUUCAAGGUGCAGUGGCUGUUAUGUGAGCUGAUGUGACAAUUAAUCUGUACCAACAAUGUCCCAUAAAUAGCCAUAAGGAUCAGUAGUCAGUUAAUACAGUAUUGGUUGGAAGAGAAAAGAUAACCAGCAUCACAGUGACUGUUUCAAACUUCAACAUUACUCACUACAGCAAAGAAUUCAGUUUGAAAUAUCAUUGAAGCCAGUUGACAAAAUUGUCUGGACAAACCAGUUGUGUAUCAUCAUUAACGAAGAGCAAACUGUCAAGAUGGUCCUGAUUCAUACCAGAAAUACCCUACUCUGUGUGUGUUUUUCUUAAUACACAUUAUAAUAGUUUGCAAGUAAGAACAGUGACUAUGAUUUUCUGACAGGUUAAAAAUAUUGCCUCAUUUAUAAAAUAGCUACCUGACUGUCUUGAUUUUACAGAAAACAACUUUCCAUUAGCUCAUUUCUCAACCAAGAAGCACUCAAAUUUUACCCUUGCAUCUUGUUGUUUGAUACACAGAUAAGAUUGGAUUAAAAAAAAACAAUAAAAAUGUACAAAAAUUUAAAUGACUCCAAUUACUUGUAGUUGUUCAUUUUCGAUGCCAGAGAGGUUGACUGGCGCAAUAAACAGUUAUCACAUAAGUGCAUUUGAGCUUGACACAAAAUGUUAACAUUCUAUGGCUUGCAUAAAAAAGGGUUUUGUUGCCAGGAAUCAUGCUGCAUUUGCAGUUUGUUAGUUUGAUAGUCUAAAAGCAGUAUUUUUUGCAGAAUUGUAAUUUCAAGAAAAGAUUGAGUCUGUUGAUUGUUUUGAACCUUGUUCCUGUGAACUUUGCCUUAAACCUAUACGCUUACAUCUAGCAAUUCUUACGUGUUUAUGAAAGAUAAAUUCACUUGAUAUGCUGUGCACGUGUGCCUUUAAGAAUACACCUCAACCACCACCGACGCUCAGUAUCAGCAGUGUGUACUAAGUACAAGAUGCACUGCAGAAAAUUGCCAAAGAUCUUCAGACAGCACCUU
This is a messenger RNA of Rhincodon typus (whale shark), 5499 nucleotides long. RefSeq names its product E3 ubiquitin-protein ligase DZIP3-like. The transcript is spliced from 26 exons. Gene Ontology annotation, biological process: protein polyubiquitination. Gene Ontology annotation, molecular function: RNA binding; polyubiquitin modification-dependent protein binding; ubiquitin-protein transferase activity. The record is from RefSeq and is a predicted model, not a curated record. Gene Ontology annotation, cellular component: cytoplasm. NCBI's taxonomy places the organism in Eukaryota, Metazoa, Chordata, Chondrichthyes, Orectolobiformes, Rhincodontidae. Bases 102 to 3125 code for a protein of 1007 amino acids.